Durusdinium trenchii is the source of this 2322-nucleotide messenger RNA. The record is from the annotation of a GenBank genome assembly. NCBI's taxonomy places the organism in Eukaryota, Dinophyceae, Suessiales, Symbiodiniaceae.
AUGGCUGCUUUGUUGCAACCCCGUCCAUUUCCUUUGACGCCAGCCUCCCAGCUCGUGUUUUUCAAGAAGGUCUGGCAGCUUUUCAAGCGCAACACCAUCGGGAUACCGCUUCCGAGCAAGAAGAAGUACAGACUUUCCGCAGAAGAGUUGGUACUCCAUCGCAACCUUGCCGUGUUGUAUUGCCAACUCCUUCCACACUUGAAGACCAAGCUGUCGGCAGAUGAUGUGGAUGCUAUGGAGGAGUCCUUUAUGGCUGGCACAAACGAUGACUUUGCAGCACUUUUGGACACACGGCCUCAGCGCGUUGCUUUGUCGAUGCUGAGGAGCCAGAAGGUCAAGGCCAUGAAGAGGAACCAAGAACAGCAAAGCAUGAUCGUGUCCGAAGUUGCUGAACAGCGAGAAAAAGUCACCGAAGCUCAGUGGAAUUACUUCGUGUCAGCGCUGAAGCAGGACCAGACUUCAUUGCAGAAGGAUGCCUAUGUGCGUGUGACUUCAGUGAACAAGAUGGACCUCAUGAUGGGCGAGGUUGCCAAAAUGAAGGCGGCUGAUGCAGGGUGCUCACAGGACCAGAUCGGGGUUCUGUCAUGGGCCGACUUCAAUUGUCCUUGGGCGAGGACAAAAGAAAACAGCCAGUCCAUCCUCAGAGGAAUGGCAUCGCUGAACGAAGCGAACCCGGCUGGCACAGCAGGCCUGCUGAUUCAGCCCGACUCCGCCAGAGACAGCAGUCUUCGGGGAUUGUAUGACGAGGAGCGUCAACUGUUCGACAGCUUGUUCAGCAUGAGCCAAAGCUGCGAAACACGUUUCGUGGAAGUCUUCAGUCGUGAGAGCAAGAAGGCAGAGUCCAAAUCAAAUGCAAGGAAGUUCGGUUCAGGACGACUGGUGACUUCGUCCUCUUUGAUGGACUCUAACGGCUGGCUCGCUUCAGAAUUGGCUGUCUACGGGCGCUUCGUCGGGGCGAACGAGAGCAGUGACAGCGUUGCUCCUUUGGCCAUUUUGCCAAAAACGGCGAGCUUGCUCAUCCCUGAACCGGCAAGUCCAGACACUGUGCGCAUUGCAGACAGGCUCAGACCAUCUCAUGAACAGGUGGCGGCGCAGAAGGGUGUAAUGCGCCUGGAGUUUUUGGUCUCGUCUGUGUUGAAGUACACAUCCUUCCCUGCAGUAUUGAUAGUAAACCUUACUGGCUACGUGGAGGAACUUGCUAUUGCAGUUGCAAACAUGAGAUGCAAGAAGCCGACAUUGGUUGCAGACUGCCCGAUGCCAAGUGAUAAGCUCUACUACCUGAGCGUCCACACUUUGGACAACAUGGAGGGGGUCAAAUACGGCAAGAGCAGGGUCCACAGGGAGUUGCUGGACAUGUGGCUUGAGAAGAAGUUCACAUAUGGUGGCCAUGGCUUCAACGAUCAGUCAGUGGCUCUUACUGAGGAAGAGAAAGCCGGGAUCGAUUGCUACAAGUACAUGAAUGAUCCUGCCAGCUUGGAACUUCAAGUUCUUGUGAAGAGCGGCUCUGACUUUAAGAUCCACCCUGACCAGAUGAGGUUUGCGGAGCUAAAGGCUGAUCACGAGAAGAAUUUUCAGCCUGUGUUGAAGAACAUCAUUGCCGCGUCAGCCAGUGUCGAUCGCGAAGGGCCCGAGGCGGAAGCAGCUGUUGUCCCUGCUGAUGGUGGUGGUGAAGGGGAGGACACGGAGCUCAAGUCCUAUGGCAGUGUGGAGGAGCUGGAGAAAGAUGAUGGUCCUUUUGUAGCUCGGUGCAUGUCCGAGAUUGCUGGUAUUGAGGUGAUCAAGGGCAAGUCUGAGAAAGUCUACUUGGUCAGUGUUGACAAGCGCCGCAUUGUGCCUAAGCACACUUUGCUUGGUGGGUAUGGUACUGGCAAGUAUCAGCCAGUUGUUCCUGGGGAGCCCUUGGAUGAGAAACAAAGCGUUCUGCUGAAAUGGGAUCUUGGCGACAAAACGCCAAUACAGAUCGACAUGUCGUCCCUCAAUCCUGACAGCACUGCCAUGGAUGUCAUGACAUGUUACCGCUACUUCACCAUGCUGGAGAAGCAGAAGAAGGCGACGCAGUAUGAGCUGUCCUACAGCGAGGAUCUUUCCAAGCCGUUGACCUGCAAGUCGAUCUUUUACAAUGUGGCAAAGCAGAUUGACAACAGCAAGGCCUUGCUGUGCAUCUUCCGGUUCCGCUACGACCGUGUGCACGGCGUGACAAAGCUGCAGAAGCCCUAUGUGAUGUCGCGAGUGGCUCUCACUCUUGAGCAGGGAAAACCCUUGGCCACUUGAUUUUCGGAAGACAGUCUUAGCGAGUCAUGAUUUAUCCAUUCUCUCGGCCCG